This is a messenger RNA of Poecilia reticulata (guppy), 4550 nucleotides long. Lineage: Eukaryota; Metazoa; Chordata; Actinopteri; Cyprinodontiformes; Poeciliidae. The record is from RefSeq and is a predicted model, not a curated record.
UGGCGCUGUGACGGAGAAGCGGACUGCGUGAGUGGAGCCGAUGAACAGAACUGUGUUGCCAAGCGGUGCUCAAACUCCGAGUUUCGCUGCACGAGCGGCCAGUGCGUCUCCUCCUCCUUCKUGUGCGACAAAGAUGCCGACUGCGAUGACGGCAGCGACGAGGCCUCCUGCCCGCCARUCACAUGCAGCGGCGUGUCCUUCCAGUGCAACAACACUGUUUGUGUUCCCCGGCUGUGGACCUGCGACGGCGACGCAGACUGCUCCGACGGCUCCGACGAGUGGCCGCAGAACUGCGCCUCUAGGACCCCCACGCGCUCUCCCAUUCACCAGUGCUCCUCCCAGGAAUACCAGUGCCGCAACGGGGAGUGCAUCCAUGUCAGCUGGAGGUGCGAUGGCGAUCCUGACUGCCUUGAUCGAUCCGAUGAAGAUGGAUGUGCUCAUUCCACGUGUCGUCCUGAUGAAUUUGAAUGCGGCGAUGGUACGUGCAUCCACGGCAGCAACCAAUGCAACCACCACUACGACUGCACAGACAUGAGCGACGAAGUCGGCUGCGUCAACGCGAGCCACUGCGACGGUCCAAACCAGUUCAAGUGUCGCAGCGGGGAGUGCAUAAGCAUGGAGCGGGUAUGCGACAACAAGCGUGACUGCAGGGACUGGUCAGACGAGCCGCUUAGGGAGUGUGGCUCUAACGAAUGCCUCUAUAACAAUGGCGGCUGCUCUCACAUCUGCAACGACCUGAAGAUCGGCUACGAGUGCCUGUGUCCAGCUGGAUAUACCCUCGUCGCUAAGAGACGGUGUGAAGACAUUGAUGAGUGCACAAACCCAGAGACCUGCAGCCAAAUUUGCAUCAACCAGAUGGGCGGCUACAAAUGCGACUGUGAGGAAGGUUAUCACAUUGACCCGGCAACGCAAGCUUGCAAAGCUGUUGGUACAACACCUUACCUUUUCUUCACCAACCGUCAUGAGGUCAGAAAGAUGACCCUGGACAGAAGUGAGUACACAAGAGUGAUCCCCCGAUUAAAGAAUGUGGUGGCCCUGGACAUGAACGUAGCCACCCAAGAGAUGUACUGGUCCGAUCUUUCACUGAAGAAAAUCUACAGAACGCCAAUGGACUCAGCAGAGGACUUCUCCCGUCACCAUGUGGUGAUAGGCAGCGACAUCGAUGGUCCUGAAGGAAUAGCCUUCGAUUGGGUCCACGGCAACCUGUACUGGACUGACAGCAUCCGGAAGACUGUCUCCGUGGUAACCGCUGACGGUAGCCGCCGCAAAACUCUCUUUCACCAAGACCUAUCGAAGCCCCGUGCCAUUGUGGUGGACCCACAUACUAACUUCAUCUACUGGACCGACUGGGGGAGUCCUGCAAAGAUCGAGAAGGGAGGCCUUAAUGGAGUAGACCGCACUGCUCUGGUCACGGACAACAUCGUGUGGCCCAAUGGCAUCACAAUAGACCURCUGAACCAGCGCCUCUACUGGGUGGACUCUAAGCUGCACACGCUCUCCAGCAUCGACAUGCAAGGCGGCGGUCGGCGCACCCUGAUCAUCGACGAAGACAAGCUGGCUCACCCGCUGGGACUCACUGUAUUCGAGGAAAGAGUGUUCUGGACAGACGUCAGCAAUAACGCCAUCCUCAGCGCCAACAGGCUGACUGGUGGUGACAUUGCACCGGUGGCGGAACAUCUUUCGUCCCCCGAGGACAUUGUUCUUUACCACAACCUCAAACAACCUGCUGGAAGGAACUGGUGCCAGGUAUCCAACAGCACCUGUGAAUUCAUGUGCCUAGCUGCCCCCCAAAUAGGCACCCACCCCCCAAAAUACACCUGUGUCUGUCCAGAUAACAUGAUGCUAGCAGGGGAUAUGAGGACAUGUGUGCCUGCUGUUCCAACUCCUUCAGUUUCUUCAGCUUCUUCAGAGUCUCGGGCCUCGACUACCCACCCUCCUGUUGUCCCUACAACGCCACCAAAGACGACGGCACCAAAGACGACACAGAAGCCCCGGGUUCCAAUUACUACCACAGUGCCUCCCAUAAUCCCCACUACAGCCACCAAGCCAGUGYGGCGUACCACUAGGCCUACGGUUCGGACCACCACACCUUUACCAAAGAAGCCCUCGCCUCAGCCAGAAAAGCCUAAAAUCUCACAGACUACCACAGCUGCUCCUCUCACAACUCCAGGUGUUCCACCUAAAGGUGUCGCAGCUGUUCCCGAAACUACCUCCAACACCUCAAAAACRCUUUACUUUGUCCUUCCUCUAGCGAUACUUUGUCUGGUGGCUGUCGGGGGCGUGUUGCUAUGGCGAUACUACAGGCUCCAGAACACCAACACAAUGCACUUUCACAACCCCGUCUAUCAGAAAACUACUGAGGACCAGGUUCACAUCUGGAGGAGCCAGAGCCUGGAAGGUUACGCCUACCCUAAAAGACAAAUUGUGAGCUUGGACGAAGAGGCGGACAAUCCUUCCUUCAUUGAAAACUGAAAGAAGAAGGACAAAGUGGGAAAAACAUUGUGCCUCAGUGAACACACUAUUCAAGGCCUUWAGUAUUUUUAUUUUUAAUUUUCUUUUACCUCACGCAGAGAACAUGCAAAGCCUGCGUCCGACAGCCUUAAACCACUACAUCCUCACUAACAAACGAAUGCUUUACUGUGAAAAUAACAGGGUGAAAAAGUUGACGUCAGAGUGCACAUCACAUGUUAUACAGCAUCUCAGGUUUAUAUCUUAAAACAAGCCAGCUGACCGUCAUGUUUCCUCCAGUAUAUUUAAACUGUGAUCCUGAUGGUUAAAUUGGAGCAAACCGGUUUUUAAGAUGAGAUUAUUAUAUACUGCUCAAAAAAAUAAAGGGAACACUUCAGUGUUCACUUAAAUGUUAAAGYGUUCCCUUUAUUUUUUUGAGCAGUGAUAUAUAUUUUAGCUUUUUGAUUCUCUUAAUAUUCAUUGUAACUUCCUAAUCAAGCAAGUGUUUAGGAGAAUUCAAGAAGCUUUUAAUGGAGAUUUUUUGUGUGUGUGUGUGUGUGUGUGUGUGUUAUUUAUCACUUCAGAUACAUAAGACAGAUUGAACAGUACUCUACUGGCAGGGUUUGAUUUUUUUUAUUUUUAUUUUUACCUCUAACUGCAGCUAACAAUCAAUUUGUCUGGCUAUGCAUGCAGUAACAUAGUUGCACUAAGUCAUGAAUGCAACAGGUCAACCACUGAGAAGACGACUGCGUUUUUUUUAGUUCUGCAAAAAUCUUCUGCCGAAAGACACUAAUGUAAGUUCUUCAARUUCUAGUGGUUACACUUCACCUGMUUAGAAAAAAMCCCAAAACAAAACAUCAGAACCAAACACUGCUCAGAGUUUGGUGUAGCUCUCUAGAUCUUCUCCAGGUGUCUCCGGUAUGAAACGGCCAGAAGGUUCAUAGGUUCAGCAUUCCUCUGAGCUGGGGAAACUUUGAUGCAGCCACGUGGGACCAACCGAGCCGAGUUUAAUGCUCUGCAUCCAGUCAAGUAUGUACUUAUGUCCUCCCCUUUUACACCAGCAUUCCUGGUGAAGGAAUGGCAUGUACACUUAUGUGGUAAAAAAACAAACAGCAUCUUGAUAUCAGUUAUAGUUUUGUUUUACAGCGAAAGUAUGUGUCUUUUAUUGAGAUGUGUCUCUGGGUUCAUGUUGGUGCUAUUGAACUCAAGAGUUUCUAUUAUAAAUCUGCUCUUCAUCCGGUGUUAAUGAAAUGGUUCUGCUGCGUUCACGUGACAUCGUUAGUUGCGUUUCCGUUUCGAAUGUGCGCAAAUUUUUGACUAUAUUCCGCUAACGUCGAAAAAACGCCCGCAAUUUCGCAAUUGAUGUUUACAUUAAAUAAGAAAWUAAAUUAAAAUAAAUCACGCGUGAUUAAGCUUGUUCACGCGGUAAGACAUUAAAAAUCACGGCAGGGACGUGGCAGUGAUAGCGUAUGUUUAUAAUUCAGCCGCGUUGCUCGCGCUCAUCAUCUAUCGUCGGCGUUGAUGAGCGUUGGAAAAUUGUAGUAGAUGACAGAAGAGCUGUGGAUUCAACACGUUUUUAUAAAUUGAUAAGCCAGCCGCACAUUGUCCGAAAAACAAAYAAACGGAACAAAAUAUAAUCUUUCUACUACCUCCUGUUGUCUUGUUUUGUCAUUCCCGCCAGUAUAGGAACGUCCGAAAUACGUGUAUCGGCUGAAAUGACACUUCAGCCUAGCGCAAAAACGCAUUUUUUUUCUUUUUCUAGAGAUUGGCAUGUUUGUUAAGCAAAUUUAUUUUGUAAUUUCAAUUUGUGCAAUUUUAUGGUGAAUGGAAACGGCUAAUAUGGUGUCAGACAGGGAAGGAGAAACAUACCUGAAGUCUUUUUUUCUGUUCAAUUAUUAACCACAGUUUGUAAAUAUGUUCAUAGAUGUACAUAAUUUGUCUUCUACAUACUUGUUCACUUGUUUUGCUGAUGUUUUAGCUUUUCAAGAUGUUCUGUAAAUAAAGACACAGUUCUAUUUAUUACAGAAUCAACUUUGUUCAGACUCUGUUUUUCAAAAAUGUUCUAUUGUUACUUCACCAUGAAGUAAACCAGUUCAAUCUUC